Molecule: messenger RNA, 453 nt
Organism: Prunus armeniaca (apricot)
Lineage: Eukaryota; Viridiplantae; Streptophyta; Magnoliopsida; Rosales; Rosaceae
Source: the annotation of a GenBank genome assembly
AUGUUGUUCCUUGUACCUCUACGAUCGUGUAGGAACUCGCGGAUUGAGAAUCAGGGUCUCGAAUACUCCGAGUCAAUGAUUCUAGAGUUAGGUGAAUCGAUCAUCGUCCGAUCUUGCGAUUGGCUUAGAUUUGACCGCUCGAUCGAGACCAUGACCAUCAGGACUUGUUUAGUUGACUUUGUUGGACUUAUAGGCACUUUUAGGUCGGAAAUUGGAGGUUGUGGGCCAUGCGCGCUCAGUACUCAGGCUUCAUGUACUCAACCUACGGUUGUAGGUCAAGAAGCUUUGGACUUUUUGCGUGUGGGAGGAUACCCAGGCACCCUUAACGGGGAAUGUUGUAGAGCUUUUGAAGGGCCUGUUUGUGCCCAUAAGAGUUGUUGCAACCGCAUGUGCGAUGUGUUGCCUGCUUGUGGGCUGGGAGCAAUAGUCCUCGGUUGGACUACUCAUCCCUAG